This is a messenger RNA of Dothidotthia symphoricarpi CBS 119687, 462 nucleotides long. RefSeq lists its product as uncharacterized. Bases 1 to 462 code for a protein of 153 amino acids. Lineage: Eukaryota; Fungi; Ascomycota; Dothideomycetes; Pleosporales; Dothidotthiaceae. The record is from RefSeq and is a predicted model, not a curated record. The transcript has a single exon.
AUGUCAGGAAUUCUCCAAAAGUCCAACGUCAUCGCUACUCGUAGCUACCUGCGCAGUAUUUGCCAUACAACCACGAAGUCCAAAGAUGUCACACCAAUAUCAAGUCGCGCAUCCUCACAACCAAAGUCAAACCACCCAGCAGAGGAACCCUCUCUCCCAUCAUUCAGCCUACUCCAGCAGAUCCGGGAAGCUCGACCAGCUACGCGUUACACGGUAUACGCCGGUCUAGGACUGAUGGCUGCUGUCGAGACAACAUUCUGGCUGAGCGUUGCGAGAGCAAAGUUCUUCCCAGCAACCUCUGAAGAAGCGAAACAACAUGAUGCCGAGCUUCUAGAAAGGAUACGAGGAGCUAUAAAGGGAUAUAGGCAGGUCUGGAUGCGAAAUUACGGCAGAUACUACGGCGCGUAUCAGUGGGGUCUGGAGUAUGGCGGGUUGGACGGACUGGAGAACAAGCGACAAUGA